UCGUUGUUGAUGUCAAGCAGAGUUUGAAGGGAAGUUGGUGUGUGUUUGUUUGUUUGUCGGGAAAAAAAACAAAGCGACGGAGAGACGGAGCCCGAGAGAUCGCGGUUAGCCGCUGCUGGUGACCAGAAUACCAGGCGGCAAGGGCAGCGGGGAAGGAGCGGCGAGGGCUCCGGAGAAGCAGCGACUGAGAGGAGGCGGAGGGAACGGGAUCACGACAGGGAGGAGGACUCCCGGAGCCGCCGGCAGCGAGAGGCCGAGGCGCGAAGGCGGAGCGACCGGUACGCCGUCACCCAGAACCGACGAGAGCGGCUGUGCGAGUGCCGAGAUUCUCCGCCCGAGAGCGGAUCCGAGGAAGAGGCCGCUUCGGCUUCGAGUCGGACCGAGGCCCCGAGGGAUGCGAGCCGGAGUUCUGGGCUCGGGAUGAGCCCCGCGGCGGGGAGGCGGCGCUGUCGCUGAGCCCAGCUGUCUGUGGCAAUGAAUUCCACAGAUUCAACACCCUCUGGCUGAAGAAAUUCCUCUUUCUCAUCUCCAUUCUGAAGGGUCAUCCAGAGCUAUAAGGGACAAGUCUGAGUGAUCAGAUUUGCUGGGUUCUAAACAUUGUAACACAUCAGACAGCUUUUAUUCACAUUCUCUGAAUUGCCAGCAGUCUGCAGUGGAAGAAGGUAAAGACAUAACUGCUCUCACAGUGUCACGUAGAAGAAUGAAAGAUGACUUGAAAUAUUCUGUCUUGCCACAAAAAUGGAAAUUCGAUGUGGCGGCUUACUUUUUAGUUCCAAGUUUGACUCUGGAAACAUUGCUCAAGUUGAAAAAGUGGAGCGACCUGAAGGAGAAGUGGACUCAACUCCCAGCGGUGGUAGUACAGGCACAGGAAAUCUAGGAAAUGUGUUAAUUACUCCAGAUUGCGAAUUUAAUGUAUGGACCAAACCAGACUGUGCCGAUACGGAAUUCGAGAAUGGUAAUAGGUCCUGGUUUUAUUUUAGUGUGAAGGGGGGAAUUCCAAGUAAAGUUAUUAAAAUCAAUAUCAUGAAUAUGAAUAAGCAAAGCAAACUGUACUCUCAAGGAAUGGCCCCAUUAGUUAAGACUCUUCCUGGAAGACCACGCUGGGAGCGGGUGCGAGAAAGACCAACAUAUGAGAUGGUGGAAAACCAGUUUAUUCUCUCCUUCAUGCAUCGUUUUCUUGAGUAUCGUGGAGCAACAACCUACUUUGCAUUUUGCUUUCCAUUCACAUAUUCUGAAUGUCAAGAGAUGUUGAUGCAACUGGAUGAAAAGUUUGAAUAUUGUAAACACCUGACUACGAAGAGUCCUCCAGAUAGUAUUUACUAUCACCGUGAGCCUCUGUGUUAUUCCUUGGACAAACGACGUGUUGAUCUUAUCACCAUUACUUCAUGCGAUGGAAUGGCAGCAGAAUGUGAACCAAGACUUGACAAGCUUUUUCCAGAUGAUUCCAUUCCUCGCCCAAAGCAGUUUCCUGGGAAACAAGUGUUUUUCCUCAGCAGUCGAGUACAUCCUGGUGAAACUCCCUCUAGUUUUGUUUUCAAUGGUUUCCUAGAGUUUAUUUUACGGGCUGAUGAUCAUCGUGCUCGUAUGUUGAGACGAAUGUUUGUCUUUAAACUUAUACCCAUGUUGAAUCCAGAUGGUGUAGUGAGGGGACAUUAUCGUACUGACUCUAGAGGUGUGAAUCUGAAUCGUUUAUACUUGAAUCCAGAUUUUAAUUUGCACCCUUCAAUCUAUGCGGCCCGUGCAGUCAUCCUGUAUCAUCACGUUAACAAUCGUGUGUCUUUGGGUAAUUGUGACUGGAAAAAGUUCUCUUCAUUGUCAUCCAGUGGUCCUCUAUGCACAAAAGACUUGAACCAUUCCAUCAAUACGACUUCUACCUCUCUUGAGACCACUCUGUCAGAGAUGGAGAAAAGCAAAAAUAUAAAAAACUUUGAAAAUGGGGAAGUAGAUUGUAUAAUUUCCUGUAAAGAUAUUGACCAUUCAGAUUCAUUAAUUCAAGGCAAAGAUAACAAUGGGCAGCCACUUUCAGAAACACACAAUGGAAAAACAGUUUCAUCGAGUGGUAAUGGUGCACUUUGCGAGAAGGCAACUGAUAGUUUUGACCCUUCAGAAACUGCUGAGCACAUUCCUCCACAUGAAAGUGGAAUUGCAUACUAUGUGGACUUGCAUGGCCAUGCCUCAAAGCGGGGUUGUUUUAUGUAUGGAAAUUCACUUCCUGGUGAAAAUAACCAGAUAGAGAAUAUGUUGUUUCCAAAACUGAUCUCCAUGAACUCAGCACACUUUGAUUUCACGGCUUGCAAUUUCUCUGAGAGAAACAUGUAUGCCAAAGACAAAAGGGACGGACAGUCUAAAGAGGGAAGUGGGAGAGUGGCAAUUUAUAAGGCGACUGGAAUUAUUCACAGCUAUACCUUGGAAUGUAAUUAUAAUACAGGCCGCUGCGUGAACUCAGUUCCUCCUGCUUGCCAUGACAAUGGACGAGCAAGUCCACCACCACUACCUGCUUUUCCACCUAAAUAUACUACAGAAAUCUUUGAACAAGUGGGGAGAGCUUUAGCCAUUGCAGCCUUAGAUAUGGCUGAUUGUAAUCCUUGGCCGAGAGUUGUUUUGUCAGAAUACAGUUGUCUGACUAAACUUCGUGCAUGGAUGUUGAAGCAUAUUCGAAAUACAAGAAGCACAGCAAUGUCAAAAAAAAAUGUCACAAGGAUUUCUAAAGGUCCCAAUGGGAUAACAUCCUCCAUCUCAGAAAAUUCUCUCAGUAAGAUGAAGAGUAAUGGGACUGGCGCCUCUGGAAUCAGCAAUGGGCAUCAAAAUCCAUCUCUGAUUAAAGCGUCUUCCAGUUUUACAUUUGGGUACAGCCCUGGAACAAGCAAAGGAGCUUGUGCACCAGGAUCAAAUCAUAACCCUUCAAAAGGUGCUCACAAAACCCUUGCACCAGUGAGAGAAACUAAAGCACAGGAGAAGCGUCGACAGCAACAGGCUGUAUUGCGAGCAGCAGCAGUCAACAGUCCCAGCAUUCAGCAUAGCUCUCCAGCCCAUCGGUACAUGCAGUGUCCUACAUCUGUCUCCCUCAACUUCUCUAAAGACCCAUCCCAAGUCCAGCCUUCCCACUUAAGGCCUUGCUCUCUUCCAACCUCCUUCAAAGUUGCAGAAUUCCAACAAACAAACAUAAGCGAAAGAGGGUUCAAAGGUCUGUCUGGUGCAAUUAAAAAUGGCAUUUCUCAUGAAAUAUUAGAACAUGCUCAGCCACCGGAAAAUAGUUCAGAUGUUGGAAGGAAGAUUCAUUUGCAGAAUCCAUUGAAGAAAAACAAAUUAAAAUUAAGGACAUCUUUAGAUAUUACCAGUUCUGAACAACAGCUGAGACCCAGUAGAAUCCCCGUGAGAAAAAGUGAUGUGCUUACAUCCCAGGGAAAUCUGCGACUAACCACCGACAAAGUCAGUCAGAACCCUGGGUUGAAAAGCGUGCAGCCGAAUGUUCAAGAAGAACCAAGUGGAUGUAGCAUAUUGAAUUGUUCCGCUAUGACUUUGUCUCCAUCAGCACUGAAAUGUAGUUCUGAAGAUUCUGUGUCCACUAUUAAUGGUGAAGUAGAAACGCAGCUGGAUAUUUCUGAGAAGCUUUCAUUGGCAACUGGAACAGAGCAGAUGCCUGCAUAUAGACAGAUAUUUUCAUUUUGUACAGAGGGCUGAUACUGCAAUUCUACUAUUUCUAUGGAAGCAUAAUAAGCUGAUGGAAAGGAUUUGAAAGAGGUUCCACUAAGAGGGAACUAAAGAUAAGAAAUGGAGUAUUUUCGUUAGGACAAAGAAUUUUAAAAGAAAAUCUGAUGAAAGUGUACAAAAAUAUUCCAGGUGGAAAUCUAAGUCCAUAAAGACCUGCAGAAAACGAAGAUGGAAGGCAAAUCUACAACAGCUUUUAAAAGAAAUUAGAUAAAUAUGUGAAAAAUAAAACAUUUAAAAAUAUAAAGAGAGGGUAAAGCAAUUAAACUGAAUGCAUAACUUACGGAGAAGUGACACUGGAUUGAUGGGCUGAAUGGACACCUUAACUGACAUUUUAGCCUCUAGAAGGUUGAAUCCGUGCUUGGAAGCUUGAAUAUUCUGCUGUAUCAUACUGGGCACAAAUAAUGAAUAUAGUUUAACUAGCAAAGGACUGCUGAUGAUUAGACUGGAGUUGCUGCAAGUUGACUUCUCACAACUAUUAAUAUCAUUGUUGGAAAUGUCAUUGACAAAUUUUUCAAAAUAGUUCUCUUAAAAAAAAUUACAUUUUUAAACAAAUGUUUACUAUAGCACAUUGUGGUUUUCAAGACUUUUAAGAUUAUUCCUUAUUUGAUCCAUUUUAACAGCCAAAUUAAUAACAAUGUCAGAAAUGUCAAAGUUCCUAACAGUGCCUCAAAAUACACAUUUAGAAAUUGUAUGAAACUGUAACACACUCACAGCAGUGUUGCACUGAUGCACACAGCAUAAACACUUUUUAAACUUUGGGACAUUUUUGAGACCAUUUCAGUGCAGCUAUUUGUCUAAGCUUUAUCAUGAGUAGAUUUUGUUGGGAUUGUUGGCCUAUAACAGCUUAUUUAUUCCCACACUAAACACAAUAUUUCAGUAAACCACCUUUUUUAAUUAAACUAUCUGUUCUGAAGUCUGCAGCUCCAUUCUGUGUGCUCCAUUGCUUGGAAAUCAGUUGGUCCAACCCUAGAUUAGCGCCACAGAUUUGUAUCCGUACAUUAUGCUAUUGUAAAUUGAAGUUUUAUGGACCCCAUAAUCAGAAUAACUUUUGGCACACAGGAUAGCUCCAUGAUAAUUUGUUCAGUUAAGAAAUACUAUUAAAUGCACAUUUCACCAUUUUAAUUGUUUAUGACUACCCAAAAAUGAUUUCUACCUGACUAAAAGAUAUAAAACUGUAUCCACACAGCUUUAUUGGUUUGAGUUAGUUUCAAGAGCAAGAGUUUAUCAACAGUACAUUUGCAUUAUGUUGAGUUAUAUUGUAGCUCUUCCAACAAGUGCAGUAUGCCUCACACUCUCUCAGUUUUGCAGUUCACCAAUUCAGUACCAGUAUUUGAAGCUCUGCCUACAAAGCAGCGACUUCAGCCUAAAGCUUCUGUACCAGCACUGUUUUGACAUUACAAAGCAUUCUUUGCAAAUGCUCCUAUUAAGCAGUUUCUGCUACAUAUCAGUUUAAUGACAUGUUACACAAGUGCCUACUGGAAAUGGCUGAAACCAUAAAUGUUCCAACACUAAAACAACCUAUUUGACCUACCAGUGCUACUGAUAGAAACUGACUAAUUAAACAAUUUUAUUAUUUUGUAGGAAUUAAUCUCUUGUGUGAUAUUUGUUUUCUAAAGAAACUGGAUCCUUGAUUCCUAUACACCACCUAUAUAAGAUUUAGGACUUUUGAAUAUUUGAGUUGUUUCUACUUUAGAACUCACUACUGAUAUACAGGUAGUUGCUGUUAGUUUUAAAAUUCACAUUUGACAAAUUUCUGAAAUUUGAGCUUUUAUUAUUUAAAAUCAAGAAAUUUAACAUGUGUAAUAUAUAAACACUACUUGACAAUGUAAAAGACUAUCUUCUGAGACAAACUUUUGUACAAAAUUAUCUUAUGUAAUAUUUUGUGAUCUAAAGUAAAAUGAUUGUGGAAAUGGUUAUAAUGAAAUGUAUCUGUAAUAUAUGUGGAGGUACUGUAUAUCUGAUUUUAAAACAUUUUAGUUAUUUGUACAAUGCAGUCAUUUAGACAUGGUGUCAUCUUUCAUCAAAGACCAAUCAAUGCAAAUUUCAGUUGUGCAAAUGACAUUUACUCAGAUUUCAUUCUCUGCAGCAAAUGUUUAAAACUACUAACAUCACCAGUUGUGUACAAAUAAUUAGCCAAAAGAAACAUUAGCUUUUGUGCUGGUUUGAGUUCCCUCAUAAUUACUUAUAGCAUAAUUUGUUUGCGACUUAGAUCAAAACCUUGUUAAAACUGAAUGAUAUCUGAUUAAUUCUCUACUUCGUUAUCUCACCUGUGUCUUUUGAAUACUAAUUAUUUGAUUCACUGAAUAUAUUUGCACACUUGAAAAUAUUGAGAUACAUUUUUUCUAUUGUAAUACUUGAAUUUUUAUAAUGGGAUCAUCCUCUCUCUACAAAAUUUGGCAAGAAGUGUAGGUAAUUGAUUUUGUAUACAGUUUUCUUUCUAAGAAUGUGUUUGUGUCUUUCUAGCAAUAUUUUAAAUAUUUUUCAUAAUAGUUCAGAAUAAGGGUAGUUUUAUUUUAUUUUGGAAAAUGAGUAUUGGCAGACUGAGUUGGGUAAUGGAAAUCAAAUUCCUAUUAUGUAUGAUCUUGUCUCCUUCCUCUCUCCCUUGUACUGGAAUAUAAUUUAAUCCCUUCUUCUCUUACAAACUUUGUGUAAUUUGCAUGUAACUUAAAACUACAACUCAUAAAGUUCUUAAUAACUAUUUUUGUGUGGAUGAGGAUACAGCUGAAUGAAGUCUAUAUCUUUUCUUUGUAUUUCGCUGUCACACAGAAUUCCUGUGUUUAGAUACAAUAUGCAAAAGUUCUUUAAGAGAUGUCCUAUAUUGGAUUGCAUUUUCUACAGUGACUGUAUAUCUACAGAUAAUGUUUUACUAUUAAAUCCUCCCACAAGUUUACAAUUUUCACUUUAAGUACAACGAUAAUGGGUGAUUUUGAGAUCUGCACUCAUUUAUUUUCAUUGUCUAGGUUUCUAACUGUGUAGAUGAAUAGAGUAGGAGAAGUUUCAGAAGCUUAUCCAGCUGCACUAUAAGUACCAUGAGUCACGGUAAUUAUAGGUGUACUUGCAAAUGGGUGUUUAGACUCAAUAAACUACUUUUUCAUA
This is a messenger RNA of Chiloscyllium plagiosum (whitespotted bambooshark), 6807 nucleotides long. The record is from RefSeq and is a predicted model, not a curated record. Lineage: Eukaryota; Metazoa; Chordata; Chondrichthyes; Orectolobiformes; Hemiscylliidae.